CGCUAGGAGAGACACGCGCUCGCUAUCAUUAUGCCUAUCGGAUGCCGGCGUUUCGUACGUAGUGGAAGGUUCGAAGGAUUGGAAUGAAAGGAUAUCGCCCUGGAACAUUCGCGUGAGAUAUACACCGGCGGCUGUUGCAAUGCCGCGUAGUAUCGAGCAGGUUCAGGCUGCUGUGCUAUGUGGGAUAAAUCAUCAAUUGCGCAUCAGCGCUAAAGGAGGCGGUCACAGUUCCGGGUCCUAUAGUCUUGGGGGCGAAAAUGGCCAUCUUGUUAUUGACUUCGAGCAGAUGGACCAGGUAAUCCUUUCCGAUAACCACACUGCUAUCAUCCAGCCUGGAGCGCGGCUGGGACACGUCUCUGUAGAAUUGUUCAAUCAAGGCCAGAGAGCAAUCCCCCACGGAACCUGCCCCGGAGUUGGUAUCUCCGGGCAUGUCUUGCACGGCGGAUACGGCAGGGCUUCACGCACUCACGGCCUUACUCUGGACUGGUUAAAGAGUGCCAAGGUGAUUCUAUCUGACGGCUCCAUAGCACAUUGCUCUGCGACAGACAAUACAGAUCUCUUCUGGGCAAUACGAGGCGCUGGGUCGUCCUUUGGCAUCGUCACCGAAUUCGAGUUUGACACAUUCAGGCCACCAGAAAAUGUCACUGUUUUCGCCAUCGACAUGCCCUGGAGCGAAUCAGGCGUGGCUGAAUCCCUGAAGGCAGUGCAGAGUCUUUCAUUGACGGCUCGGGAGGAGCUUAACCUUGCCUUUGAUGUGACCGCAUCUAGCCAGGCCAUUCGCGGGUUGUACUUCGGCGAUGAACAUGGACUCGUUCAAGCACUACAGCCCCUCUUGACCAAUCUCAAAACACAAUUGUCUGACGUUAAGUCUGUCAGUUGGCUGGAGGGACUAGAGUAUUUUGCAGAAGGUGAACCAUUGGUCCGGCCGCAACCAUACAAUGUGCAUACAACAACUUAUACGAGCAGCCUCACAACUCCCCCACUGACUGACGAGCAGGUUAAUGCGUUAGUAUUGACCCUCUUUACCAACAUUAAUGACACUAAUGCACGUCAUUCAUGGGAUGUACUUUUUGAGUUGCACGGUGGCCCAAAGUCAGCGGUUUCCCAGACUGACUUAGCCGCUACAUCUUAUGCCCAGCGUGACAAGUUCCUGCUCUGGCAGCUCAAUGCUUUUGGAGAGGAUGGAAAUCUACCCCGUGAGAGUUUUGUAUUCCUCAAGCAAAUCAUGGACAGUGUUACACAGUCCAUGGUAGACGGAGAUUGGGGCAUGUAUGCCAAUUCUAUCGACACCCAACUCGAUGGCAAUACAGCACAGAAGCUAUAUUGGGGAGAUAACCUACCUCGACUACGGAAAAUCAAAGCGCGACUUGAUCCUAGCAACGUGUUUUGGAAUCCCCAGGGUAUAUCUCCGUCGGUCUAA
This is a messenger RNA of Trichophyton rubrum CBS 118892, 1420 nucleotides long. RefSeq lists its product as uncharacterized. The coding region runs from base 140 to 1420 and encodes 426 amino acids. Gene Ontology annotation, molecular function: oxidoreductase activity; FAD binding. The record is from RefSeq and is a predicted model, not a curated record. Lineage: Eukaryota; Fungi; Ascomycota; Eurotiomycetes; Onygenales; Arthrodermataceae. The transcript is spliced from 3 exons.